CAUUAAACCAGUACAAUGAAGAAGAUUCUUGAGAACUAUGAUGGCUUUGAGGAACUCAAAACACUGAUCGAUGUCGGUGGUGGUACCAAAGCCACGUUUAAUAUGAUCAUCACCAAACACCCUUCCAUAAAGGACAUUAACUUUGAUUUGCCUCAUGUCAUUGAGGAUGCUCCGACUUAUCCUGGUGUGGAGCAUGUUGGUGGAGACAUGUUUCAAAGUGUUCCUAAAGGAGACGCUAGUUUCAUGAAGUGGAUAUGUCAAGACUGGAGCGAUGAGCACUGCUUGAAAUUUUUGAACAAGUGCUAUGAAGCUUUGCGAGACCAGGGAAAAGUAAUUGUUGCAGAAUCCAUUCUUCAGAUUACCCUGAUCCUAGCCUCCCUACUAAGUUAGUUCUCCAUAUCGAUUGCAUCAUGUUGGCUCACAAUCC
Hibiscus syriacus is the source of this 427-nucleotide messenger RNA. RefSeq names its product caffeic acid 3-O-methyltransferase 2-like. Gene Ontology annotation, biological process: methylation. Gene Ontology annotation, molecular function: O-methyltransferase activity; S-adenosylmethionine-dependent methyltransferase activity. The record is from RefSeq and is a predicted model, not a curated record. NCBI's taxonomy places the organism in Eukaryota, Viridiplantae, Streptophyta, Magnoliopsida, Malvales, Malvaceae. The coding region runs from base 16 to 390 and encodes 124 amino acids. The transcript has 3 exons.